CGUUGAAGCCUUUAAAUAUUCCAAGUUGGCGGCUAUUUUAAUAUAUAUAUGUAUGUAUCAAUGUGUCCAUACUCUUCCUAAUCUCCAUUCAAUCAGAUUUCUCAUUUGCUUCUGAAUCCUGUUAGGUUAUGGAUACCUUUCUGGAUGAAUUUCCAAGUCCCAUGAACAACUUCGUGUUCGAGCAAGCCCCCGUUCCGGCCUACUCGAAUCCCAAUCUUGUUCAUGAGUUUGAAGCCAACCAUGAUUUCACUGAUCCUAGUUUCUUCCUUGUCAAUCCCGACCCUGUUAGUGAUUUAUCUUCGUCGCCGGGCGUGAGCUCGGAGGUGGAUUCUCCGGACAGCGGUGACACAUCCAAUGAAAUUCUCAGGUACAUAAGUCAGAUGCUUAUGGAGGAAGAGGAAUACUUGGAGAACAAGCCUUGCAUGCUGCACGAAUGUUUGGCCCUCCAAGCUGCUGAAAAAUCACUGCAUGAUGUGCUUGUUCAGGAGCAGAAUCCCUUCUCAACUGAUCCACUUCUUGAUUCCGUGUAUCGAUAUGUUGAGAGCCCGAACCCAGGCAGUAAUCACAGCAGUUCUGGCUCUGUUGCUUCUGCAAACUGGGUUGGAUCGGAUUGGGAUUGUGUUCAAGAUGUUUCCAAGUUCUCUCCUGCCCAAAUUCCAAACCCUUUGGUUUCGAGCGGCGAGGGUGAAAUCGCGCAUCUGGAACACAACUCAUCGCUUGUUAUGGCGCCGAGGGAGCUGCAGGUUAAGGAUGUGAGUAACUCUCCGAAUGGAUCAAGGAACAAGAAGAAUCGCCAGAGGGAAGACGGGGAUUCUGUAGAUGACGGGAGGAGCAACAAGCUUUCAGCGGUUUAUGCUGACGAAGUUGAACUACCGGAGCUGCUUGAUAAGGUACUGCUCUGUGAGAAUGACAAACAAGAGUCCAACUCAUGUUCUCCCCAGGAAAGCAAGAAGUUGCAGCUCAACGGGAAGUCGAGAGGAUCGAAGGGCAAGAAAACACGCAAGAAAAAGCCAGACGACAAUGCAGGGAUGGUUGAUUUAUGGUCGAUGCUGACUCAAUGUGCACAAGCUGUUGCAAGCUAUGACAGAAGGAAUGCAGAUGAACUACUCAAGCAGAUAAGGCUCAACUCUUCUCCCUCCGGCGAUGGCACACAGAGAUUAGCUCAUUACUUGGCAGAUGGCCUCGAACUGCGCUUGGGUUCUGGCGUUCCCUCGUACACUUCCCUUCCCAACAGUAUGUCAGCUGCUGAUCUCUUAAAAGCUUACCAGACUUACAUCAAGGCUUGCCCCUUCCACAAGAUGUCGAAUUUAUAUGCUAACAAAACGAUUCUGAAACUAGCGGAGAAAGCGACAAGGCUUCACAUCAUUGAUUUCGGUGUCCUCUAUGGCUUCCAAUGGCCUUGCCUCAUCAAAGGCCUCUCCAAGAGACCUGGCGGACCUCCCAUGCUUCGUAUUACUGGAGUUGAGUUUCCCCAACCAGGUUUUCGGCCUUCGGAAAGGGUUGAACAGACGGGGCGCCGCCUAGAGAAUUACUGCAGGAGGUUCAAUGUCCAGUUCGAGUACACUGCCAUAGCAAAUAAUUGGGAAACAAUUCGGUAUGAGGAUAUCAAAACCGACAGAGAUGAGUUAACCGUAGUCAACUGCUUGUACCGGCUAAAGAACCUACCCGAUGAAACAGUGACAGACUGUCCGAGGGAUACAGUUCUGAAGCUGAUCCGGGAAAUUAACCCGGAUCUAUUCAUCCACGGGGUAGUCAAUGGAACCUACAAUGCACCCUUCUUCGACACACGCUUCCGGGAGACGCUCUUCCAUUUCUCUUCCCUGUUCGACAUGUUCGAGGAGACACUGCCGCGAGAAGAUCAACAUAGGCUGCUAUAUGAAAGAGAAGUAUAUGGUAGAGAUGCUAUCAAUGUGAUAGCAUGUGAGGGUUCAAGGAGGGUCGAAAGGCCGGAGACGUACAAGCAGUGGCAGAUUAGAAACAAGAGAGCUGGGUUCAGGCAGUUACCGUCGGACCAGGAGAUCUUGAAGUUAGUCAGGAGUAUGGUGAAGAGAGAUUACCAUAAGGAUUUCAUCGUCGACGAAGAUGGCAUGUGGGUGUUGCAGGGAUGGAAGGGCAGGAUAGUCCAUGCUAUUUCGUACUGGAAACCUGUUUGAGAGUAACAAGGGCACCUGUUGGCUUCUUGUGCAUCAAAUGGAAGGCAACGCCGGAAAUGUGUUUCGCACUAGCAUCCCGCUCGAUUUCUGCUGGUUUUCGGACUUCCGGAGAGUAGUUUUAUGGGCUUAGAUUAGCUAGUGCUGCUUAGAACUUAUGAGCAUGAUAUGUAGUUAUAACUUAUGUGCUAGUUAGUAUAGUGGCUAAGGUUAGCUAUCCCCUCUCUUACAAUCUGAUUUGGGUGUACUAAUAGUCCGGUUUAAUGAAAGUUCUAUCUUUAUGUUUCGAAGACC
This is a messenger RNA of Malus domestica (apple), 2444 nucleotides long. The record is from RefSeq and is a predicted model, not a curated record. NCBI's taxonomy places the organism in Eukaryota, Viridiplantae, Streptophyta, Magnoliopsida, Rosales, Rosaceae.